ACAUGCUCACACGGCAAGACGAUAAUUUUGAGAUUUUUUUGACGUACACUGGAAGACUAGACAGUCGUUGGGCGAGACUGACGAUCAGUGGUGGAGGUAAAGUUGAUUUCCCGUACACACUGAUAACCGCAGGAGACCCGGCCCUCGCUCGCACCACGAGGCGGGACUUCUAACGCCCGCGGAUUAAUUCACUUCGCUGCCUCGGAAUCUCCGUUCUCCUGUAUCAUUCUAGACUCUAGGAGGAUGCAUAUGCCAACCCUGUCAUUCUAACUGAAGCACCGGCUAGUGAGGAUACCAGUGCUAGGUUUUCCUCUAGUGUCCGGGCGAAGAGUCAGCAACCGGUGGAUUUUUUGUGGUCAUGUGCGUGUGAAGUUGAUCACAAUCGGCAAGCCCGAAGGUGUGACGUGGGACGCGGAUGCCCCGCCUCCCGCGCUCUCUGAUUGGCUGAGCGGGUGUUGACGGACCAAUCAGUAUUGUUGGCGGGUGUCGGCCGCUGGUGUGGCGGUCAUGACUUGGUGGUCGCCAGUGUAGGUGCGAACGCGCGAUAGGAAGGCCGAGGACCUAUACGUCCCAAGUGUGAGACACCACGCCUCUACCUCCUACACCUCCUGCUUGCCCAUUCAUCCCACAAGGCUGCGAUAUACCCUGGCCCUAUUAAGUGCAAUCUGGAGGUUUUCGUGAGGAUAUAUGUGGUGGAGAAUCGGGAAAUAAAGCACUUGUGUUAUUUUUCUAAAUCAUAGAAAGAUUUAAUCCAGUUUGAUUCGUGAAUAUUGUGUUUUUGGUGACGCGAAGCGAAGAAGACGUUGGUGGUGGUGGUGGUGGACUAAUGUGUUGGUGCAGUGUUGGUGUACGGGAUGCAGGGGCGGUGAUGGUGUAGUGUGUGUAUAAGGCCCCUCAAGCACCUGCCCCAUGCGCUUCGACAAUUUGCAGGAGCCCCGCCAGCACGUGAAUUCCCCGCUCAGUUCCCCCCCUCCUCCUCUCACCCCUGUGGGCGUGGGCGGCAGCAUGGCAUACCACCCAUUCCUCCUCCAACGACCCACAGACUUCAGCGUCAACUCGCUCCUGACACAGUCGCCGCCGUACCUUCCGACGCUGGGCCUCCCUGCGGCCGCGGCGGCGGCUGCGGCAGCAGGCUCGCACAACCCCUACAGUCUCCUGCCGAAGUUCCCCGGCCCGAUGGGCCACCCGUUCACCACGGCCGAGGAUGUGCUGGCCCACUCGCACAUGCGACCCAUCCGCUCGCUCGUGCCCGAGGAGGACGGCGUGGUGGACGACCCCAAGGUCACCCUCGAGUGCAAGGAUCUGUGGGAGAAGUUCCACAAGUUGGGCACGGAGAUGGUCAUCACCAAGUCUGGCAGGCAAAUGUUUCCUCAGAUGAAGUUUCGAGUGUCAGGGCUAGACCCCAAAGCCAAGUACAUCCUCCUACUAGACAUCGUAGCGGCAGACGACUGUAGAUAUAAGUUCCAUAACAGACGUAUGUUCCCUGCCUACAAGGUCCGUGUCUCUGGCCUUGACAAAAAAGCAAAAUACAUCUUACUUAUGGACAUCGUGUCAGCUGAUGAUUGCCGCUAUAAAUUUCACAACAGCAGGUGGAUGGUUGCUGGCAAAGCCGAUCCUGAGAUGCCGAAGCGGAUGUACAUUCACCCAGACAGCCCAGCGACGGGUGAACAGUGGAUGCAAAAGGUUGUGUCUUUUCACAAGCUAAAACUCACGAAUAAUAUCUCCGACAAACACGGCUUUGGAGGGGCGGAAGCAAAGACCAUCCUGAACUCCAUGCACAAAUACCAGCCGAGAUUUCACUUGGUCCGAGCCAACGACAUCUUAAAACUCCCGUACUCCACGUUCAGGACCUACGUCUUCAAGGAGACAGAGUUCAUCGCCGUCACAGCCUAUCAGAACGAGAAGAUUACCCAACUCAAGAUCGACAACAACCCGUUCGCCAAAGGAUUCAGGGACACCGGGGCAGGCAAGAGAGAGAAGAAUUCUUCCUUUUGCAGAAACGUGAUCAUGACGCGGGCCAACGAAGAGCAGAAGGCGGACCACCAGAUCGCGCUGCCCAACAUCCGCAGCUACCCCGAGAACGCCGCCAUGGACUCCGAGAACCACAAGGACAACGACGACGACGACGACGACGAGCGGCUGGACGUGGUCGGCACGACGGACUCCCACGGCGACCCCGCUCACGGCGAACUGAUGGACUCGGACGUGUCGGGCGAGGAGACCAACAACAACGCCGCCGACGACUCGGGCCGCGACUCCGUCAAGCGGAAGAGCGACCUGGACUCCGACAUGGACGACGCCGGUAUGCUGGCGGCCCUGAAGAAGGCGGCGCCGGAGAAGGACGAGCCCUCGGGCUCGGGGGGCGCGGACCCCACGCCCAACAUCAGCGUGGGUCCGCCCUUCCAGCCGCCGCACCUCCUGCCGUACCUGUACCCCCACGGGCUGUACCCCGGCGCAGCGCAGAGCCUGGCGGGCCUCCACGGCCUCAUGCUGCCCGGGGCCUCCAACUCCCUCAACCACCACGGCUUACAGCUACCUCUGUUAGGCGCGGGCGCAGGGGCGCCGCCCCACGGCUCCUCACCUCUCACUCCGCCGACCUCCCUCCCCGUGGCCCACAACCUCCUGCUGGCGCACAACUUGCUGGCGGGCGCCGGCCACCACCUCCUGGGCUCCCACAACUACCAAGGGCUGGCCGGCCUCGCGGUCUCGUCCGGCGGCGGCAGCGGCAGCGCAAGCGGCUCCCUCAGCGCCGCGCCACCCACGUCGUCCUCGCCGGCCGCGCCCUCGCCGCUGCUGCCCGACCGCCUCAAGCCGCCUCGCUUCACGCCCUACCUGCCCUCGUCCACGGCCGCCUCCCUCUCGUCCAUGCUGUCCUCCUCGCUCUCCUCGUCGUUGUCGUCGUCGUGCAUCACGCCCACGCUCUCGUCCUCGCUGAUCGGAGAGGCGCCCCUCGGCGGCUCCUCGGCUUUCCAGGCCGUGAGCCCCAAGGCGGGCUCCCGCCUGGAGGAGGGCGUCCGCCGCUCCGCCGCCCACGCAGCGAACGUCGCGUCGGAACUCAAAUCGAUCGAAAAGAUGGUGAACGGCUUAGACCGGCGUCCGGACUUACCGGAUCCUCUGAAACUCUCUGACAAGUGAGGGCGGGCCCCCAGGGCCGCCUCCGCUCACCUGCACACCCACCUCGUGGCCGUCAACGCCCUGAGCGGUGGAUCCGUCUGCUCCUCCAGCCCCCUCUAGCCCUCUCCCUCCCGCCGCUGCUCCUUCGCGAUGGGCCGGCGGCCGUGACCCGGGCCGCGGGGCAGACGGGAGGCCAGGUCAGCCGGAGGGCGGGCCACGGAAGGCCAGGAGAGCCCGGGCGGGUCACCGGGCCUCUCUCGCCAAUCAAAAUGCUACCAGUGCAAAUAAAUAUUCGUGGGCGACCCCAAGACGUGCACAAAGCUCCGGAAGCACGGUGUGUCAUGGUCGACACUGUGUUGUAUAUUGCACGUGUAAAUAGUCCGUAAACUACUUGUUAGUAGAGCGUAUACCAAAGAGCGGACCGACAGCAGCUGUUUGCGGGUGUAUGUCUGUGCGUGUACAUGUGUGCGUGUGCACCAUGAUCGCGUUGUGCGUGUAUAAUGUCAAGUAUACAGACUAAGUUUAGCAACGUGAAGUCAUGGCAGCGCCCACGAUAUAUAAAGUAUAGACAAAUGUAAAGUUUGUGUUGGACCUCCCAGUGCUGGCGCGCCGGUCUUCCUGGACAAAAUGUAUCUGGAAAAAAAUACGAAAAAAUUAAUAAUCACAAAACCGAACCCUCGAGAGGUUUCCGCGGAAGCCACCAGUGAUAGUCGUGCUGACCCGUGUGUUGAGGAACCUGACUGACUGUGAACUCGAAAAGUGUCUUUGUGUGAGGCAAGGAAAAGCUUUUGACUGGUGUGCGCGUAACCUAAACCUGUCUUACCUCAUAACCGCCACCCCAGGCCGGUGUAGCUGACGGGGGCCCGGACUUAGGCCUCUGGAGGAUGUCAUAAACUAACCAUUAAAGAUUCUUAAAAAAUAAUAAAAAUACAUAAAUAAUAAUAAUAAUAAAAAAUCCAGUGAACUCUACGUAAGGUAGUUUUCUCAGCGCGCCGCUAGAGGGCCGCUGUAAUGGAAAUACUAUGGUGCUUUGUUUUCUCUGGGUGUUUUCUUAUUUUCAUUCUAAUAGACUGCCUACAAUAAAAAAGAACUUUGAAGAGAGGAGCAUCGUGAAUAUAUUUAACAUUCGUGUACAGGAGAAAGAGCUUAUGAAAUGGAAAUAAUGACUUGUCUCAGAAUAGAUGGUAUGGAAAAACAAAAUGUCGGUUAUGACUUGAGUGUAUGUGGGGUUAAAACAAAAUGAACCUAGUUCUUAGAUACCAUUAAAAGAAUGAUGCUAAUAAUCAUGUUUUUCAUUUUUUUUAUUCAAGUUUUAAAAAAAAUCAUCAUUACGUUGUUUUUUUCGAGCGUGGGUCAAAAUCCCUGACUAAACCAUCCAGCAUUUUUUAAACCUCCUGCAUCAGCCUCCAUGGACCAAGAUUACCUGCUGUAACAAUAGGAUCACCGCCCUUAUCGACAUCAAGCGCCAUGACGGAGGAUAUUUGGUAUUCAACUCUCAUGGUAAAUUUUUUUUUAUAUAUCAAGUAGCAUAAGAAUAAUAAAAAAAAGAUAAUUAUAGGCCUACUUAAAGAGACCCACGAUUUAAGAUUUUUUUCUGAUUAAAAAAAAAAUUAUUAUGAAUUAGCUAGAGUUAAAAACAGAGAUUUAAAUAUCAAAGGGCGGCUGAUCCAGAGGUAAAGACAUUUAUUUAUACAUUUAAAAACCACAUCGCCAACCAGCCUAAAAUGAACUCUAGGCCGACCAUCUAAUUCAAGAAGUGAUUAAUUCAUUACAGGAUUUGGAAAAGAAAUAAGAAAAUAAUUCUCUGGAAAGAAUUUUUUUUUUAAAUCAUUUUUUUUUAUCACAUACUAAAAUAAUAAUGAUAUAUACAAAAAAACAAACAGUUUUAAAACAAUAAAAACUGCAGCAUUGUUUAUAGAACCGCAGCCCGAUGAUAUCAACAUUUAUGAAAAAAAAAAAACAAGGAAAAUAAGAAAAGAAAAGAAAAAAAACACGAAGAUUUCAAAACCAAACAGGAAAAAUAAAAACAAAUACUAAAAAACAAACACAUUAUUUUCACAAAGCAAAGAUUCUUAUUAAGGAUAUUUUGCACAAUUAUUUUGAUACGUUGGCGCUGGCGGUACUGUGACCCUCGCAAUAUGAUAAUUCCUUUAUUUUUUUGUUUUCCCCCUCUGUGUAACUUUCUCGGCUUGGUCAGGAGGGCAGCGCGAGCGACCUUGGGGCAGCGUUGGUAUAAGAAAAAAAUAAAAAAAGAAAAAAAGCCUCGGGUGAAAUUGUUCAGUUUUUUUUGUUUUUUGUUUGUGGGAUAUUGUUAGUUGUGAUCGUAAUGGAUAUUAUUGGUAUUAUGAUUAUCAUUGUUAUUAUCAUUAUUCGUAGUGCGAUUAUUAUUAUCAUUGGUUAUCGUUAUGUAUUAUCAUUAUCAUUAUUAUUAUUAUUAUUAUUAUUAUUCAUUUAUUACAAGUCUUAUUCAUAUUUUUUUCCUCCAGAUGUCUCACUUUCUUUCUUAAACUUUCCUCAAGAAAUUUUCUUCUCAUUAAAAAAAAAAUCGCGAAUAUAUUUUUCAGUCUACAAAGAAAUGCAAAAUUACCUUUCCUGUCUAUAUUUUUUCUCUAUUUAUCUAUCUGUCUAUCUCAUUUUAUCUUUUAAUGACCCAGUGAUAUUAUGUAUAAAAUAUAUUGUCUUCGUAUGAUUUUUGGAAAAAAAAAUAAUAUCUUGAAACAUACAUUUACUCUUAGAAGAAAUAAGAGAUCUUUCAUGUGAUUCAUUUCUUAACAAAUUACUCUAUCGGACAUACGGAAUAUAUUUAUUAUUAUUAUUAUUAUUAAUAUUAUUAUUGCUAGUACUAUUACUAUUAUUGAUGUUAUCAUUAUCGUGAAUAUAAUCAUAUUAUUAUUAUUAUUAUUAUUAUUAUUAUUAUUAUUAUUACUAAUAUUACUUCUAUUUUUUUCAUGAUAAGACAAAGUGCUGCCCUCUGUACACCAACGCUAUAACUAGUAACCCAUGUCCAUUUGUUGCUGUUUUUUUUUUCUUUUUCCAAAAAAAUAAAAUAAAACACAAAACAUCUUGUCGUGAUAACGCUGUUUUAUUAUUGGCUAAGACACUCCAUAACGGCGACAGAGAUGAUAAUGAUAACGAAUGAUAAUGAUGAUGAUGAUGAUGAUAAUGAUGAUAAAAAUCACCUUUCCCGAUUGGCUGCCUGAUAACCCCCCCUCCCCCCCCCCCCCUGAGAUAUAAUUGAAGAAAUAUACAGAAAGAGAGAGAGAGAGAGAAGGAGAGAAAGAGAAUGGGGAAGGGGGAGAUGAGAGAGAAAAUUAUAAGUCAGAGUGUCUGUUUCUCAAGCCAAUUGUUGCAGCGCUCAGAUCGACAAGAAUCCUAGUGUUGUUCACUCGACAUAUGCCCAGUAUCGUCGAGACAAAAUAAAUAAAUAAACAAAAAACAAAAAAAAAAUAUAUAUAUAAAAAAAGAACUCGCGGUUUGUUCAAGAAUGUGCAACCAUGACCGGGGUUUCCAUAUAAUUUUUUUCUCCCCUUCUCAGUAAUGACAUUUUUCUAUUAACAUUACCAUUGUUAUUAUUUGUUUCGCGCCCGCAAAUCCACCAGUCACACGUCAUCCAAGUAGGUAGUGGUGACCUGAUAACGUCGAUAUUAAAAGAAAAAAAAAAUAUGAAUAAAAAUAAAAGAAAUGGCCACUAUCCUCUUUCUCAUGACUCAUCUCAUAACAUGUAUAUUCAUCCUCAUGUCAUUUCUCUCAUUACCUGGUCAUGUCGGCAUGCGUAUCUCGGGAGACACGUAUGUAAAUCGGUGUAUGGGACAAGAAAAACAAACUAAAAAAAGGGCUUAGACUCGUAUCCACAUGUGUCCUUAUUUCCAGAGACACGUGGACGAGUCGGAUACAUGUUUUUUUCUUUUUUUUCGCCCCUCGCCGAUGACUCUCCGUGUCUCUCCGCGAUCGCACGUUUCUUCUCAGCUGGACACGUGAUUCCUCGCGGACACGUGUGUCUUAUUUAGUGGACACGUGAGCUCCCCGUGGAGACGUGUUUCUCAGUGGAUAGCGAUGUUAUGCACACCCGUGUUAAGGCGUGUUCUGAAAGUGAGGCUUAAUCUUCGUUUCAGAAACCAAAAGACCUUCUUUGUGUUGUGAUAAGAGAGCCUGUUAAUAACCCUGUGCUUUGUUAUGAAAAACAAUAUAUAUAUAUGUUCUUUUUUUCCACUUUCUCUUAUAUUUUAAUUUCUUCUUCAUAGACAUUAGAUAACUGGAUAAAACGUUAGCAAUAAAAGCUUGAUUUCAAGGAAAAAAAGAGAAAAGAGAAGCAUUCAAGUCUUCACGGGAAAUUAAGACAAAAAAAAAAAUGAAAAAAAUAAGUUUGAAACGAAUUUUAUUCCUUACUUAAGGAAAGCGCCUGUAAUUACGUGGAAAACGUCAGCGGUAAGCAUCUUUGAGAAUAGAAUAUUGAUAAUAUUACUUAAUAGUAAUGUGUAUUUAUUUGGCUAUUCUGAUGUACAUAAUAAUUAUGUUCUGGUCAUGUCUGUAUUGUAUGAAAAUAUACUCUUUUUGAAGAA
Molecule: messenger RNA, 7673 nt
Organism: Penaeus chinensis
Lineage: Eukaryota; Metazoa; Arthropoda; Malacostraca; Decapoda; Penaeidae
Product: T-box transcription factor TBX3-like
Exons: 9
Coding region: 910-3135 (741 amino acids)
Biological process (GO): regulation of transcription by RNA polymerase II; positive regulation of DNA-templated transcription; cell fate specification
Cellular component (GO): nucleus
Molecular function (GO): RNA polymerase II cis-regulatory region sequence-specific DNA binding; DNA-binding transcription factor activity, RNA polymerase II-specific
Source: RefSeq, a predicted model, not a curated record